Messenger RNA from Syngnathoides biaculeatus (alligator pipefish), 2346 nucleotides. RefSeq names its product finTRIM family, member 86 (gene ftr86). The coding region runs from base 149 to 2065 and encodes 638 amino acids. The transcript is spliced from 12 exons. Lineage: Eukaryota; Metazoa; Chordata; Actinopteri; Syngnathiformes; Syngnathidae. The record is from RefSeq and is a predicted model, not a curated record. Gene Ontology annotation, molecular function: zinc ion binding; protein binding.
UACACGCACAGUACCUUCAGGUCUACAUCGUCAAAAUCGGCUCGUUACUUUUUGCAACCUCGGAUGACGAGUGACAAUUGAAGUCAACUGCAGUUAAGCGUAGAAUCGGAACAGCAAACUAGGGUGUGCCUAGCCAUCAUUUAAAAAGAUGAAACGUCUUCACCUGCUAAGGACCAGUGCUGAUUGCAUGUCAACACACGAAAAGUGUGUUUUGCCAGAGUUGGGUUCACUUCUGACCUCGGCAAGUCGAAUUCCUGCUCCCAUCAUGGCCUCAGCCUGGUGUGAAGAGGACACGUUUGUCUGCUCCGUAUGCCUGGAGACCCUGAAGGAUCCAGCAACUCUACCCUGUGGACAUUCCUACUGCUUGAUCUGUAUCCAGAGUCACUGGGACAAAGGGAGCAGCAACGGCCAGUAUAGCUGCCCCCAGUGCCGGCAGAUUUUCAAGCCGCGGCCCUCGCUGGCAAAGAGCACAGUCUUAGUGGAAGCCAUGGAAAAGCUUCGGAGCAAUCGUCUCAAUCGAAGCCCCUCUCCAGCUGUCUGCUCUGCUCCAUCAUCAGAACCAAUCUACCUGGAGCUUCUUCCAGAAACCAGACCACAGCAAGGCACUGUAUACCCUCAGCUUCCUACUGGGUCUGCCAGACCCUGUCCUCAACAUAACCAGCCUUUGGAUCUGUUUUGCCAUGAUGACAGGGAGUGUGUGUGUGAAGUGUGUUUUCAGCAGGAACACAAAGGGCACCGUGUGCUCAAGCUUGAAGAUGAGAGGAAGGAGAGACAAAAGGAGCUCAUUCAGAUGCAGGCGGAGGUGGAGAGGCGAGGUCAGGAGACAGAGAUGACACUAAAGGAGCUCCCAAAUGUUGCCCGUCAACAUAAGGCUUUGGUCCAGUCUCUGCAGCAAGAGAGACUGGAUUUGUUUUCUGAACUCGUAAAGGUCAUUACGCUCACCGGCACUCAAGUUGGCGAGGUUCUCGGGACGCAUGAGCAGUCUUUUGGUAGCCAGAUUGAGGACCGCAUCCACAGACUGGAACAGGAGAUGGUCCAGCUUCACUGGAAGGGCCAGGAGCUGAGCAGGCUGGCAGGCAUGCAGGACCACGUCUGCUUCUUAAAGAAUUUCCUCACAAUGGAGCCGGCAGGUCCACAUGCUGCCACACAGGAGUCAAUACUGGGCAAAGAGGAAGCGGUGAUAGAGGACGUCCGCUCCGCCUUAAAGGAGCUGCAAGAGUCAAUAAAGGAGCUCUGCAAAUGCAGUCUUGCCAAACUUGUCACUUUAGUAAAUGAAGACCCUGUGGUCUUGAGAAGUGAAGGUGCCACAGCACAAAACCUUAUAUCGGUUGAUGGUGUUUCUACUAUGCAAAACACAGUUUAUGAGACGCAACAUCCGAAACCUUUACCCUUGCCGCGGCCCUCAGUCCCUGCCAGUGAAGCUUCAGCGCCACCGUUCCCUCAGCCUGAACCACAAGCACCCCUGCCUGUAACAACAGUGGGACUUGUAAGCCCAGAACCAAAGAUGAGGGAAGAAUUGCUGAAAUUUCGCUUUGAACCCACCAUGGACCCCAACACUGUGUAUCGGCAUAUACGGCUCUCAGAUGGCGGGCAUAAGGCCACGUUGCGCGCAGAGAACCUGAAUCCGGUGGAGCACCUGGAACGGUUCCACUACUGGCGACAGGUUCUCUGCAGAGAGCCACUGGCUGGCAGCCCUUACUACUGGGAGGUGGAGUGGACUGGCCAGAAGAUUACAAUUGGAGUGGCAUACAAGGAAAUUGAUCGCCAGUCUUCUGAUGAUAAAAGCCGUUUGGGGCAUAAUCCCUUUUCCUGGAGCUUGUACUGGUCUGGGACCGGUUUUUCCUUUUGGCAUAACAGUCAGGAAAAACUCCUGGGCGCCCCCAAAGCCCGGCGGAUCGGCACUUAUUUAGACCAGCAUGCGGGCAUUUUGGCAUUUUACCGCAUCAGCAACGAUCAGGCACACCUCAUCCACAGGCAUGUGACCCAGUUCAGCGGUCCACUGUACCCAGGAUUCCGAUUCUGGAGUGGAGUUGGUGCUACUGUAACAGUCUGCCAGUUGGAUUGAAAUGAAAAUGAACUAUUUUUGCAUUUUGGUUUGCUUUCAAUAUUUUUCUGUAUGAUUAUUUUACAUACUCUGUAUUUAUGUAAUAAAAAUAUCAAGUUAUAAUAAACAUUCAAAAGCAAAUACAUACAGCUCAUUAGAACUGCUUGAGAUUUAUGGUAAUGCAACUAAUAACUCUUUUUGCAUGGUACCGGUAAAAGGUGACCAUAGUGUGUACAAAAUACGACGACACGUGUUGACUGCCAUAUGAAAUCAUCACUGACCUCUUGAAUUUAUUUAUUUUG